Oncorhynchus nerka (sockeye salmon) is the source of this 2339-nucleotide messenger RNA. Its product is annotated as trace amine-associated receptor 13c-like. Bases 56 to 1048 code for a protein of 330 amino acids. NCBI's taxonomy places the organism in Eukaryota, Metazoa, Chordata, Actinopteri, Salmoniformes, Salmonidae. Gene Ontology annotation, molecular function: trace-amine receptor activity. The record is from RefSeq and is a predicted model, not a curated record. Gene Ontology annotation, cellular component: membrane. Gene Ontology annotation, biological process: G protein-coupled receptor signaling pathway. The transcript has a single exon.
GAAUAACACUUGAUUCAUUGCACUCAAUUGAAAAGAACAGUGUUUUUACUUCCCAAUGGCGUUCAGUGAAGUGGAUGGAUAUCAAGCGGUACAGUACUGUUUUCCUCUCCACAACUCGUCUUGCGUUAAGGAGGAGCGAUCCAUAGCAGAAAAUAUAUUCCUGCACCUUUUUUUUUUCUCUGUGUCAUCAUUCACAGUGUUUGUGAAUCUGCUGGUGAUCAUCUCCAUCUCUCACUUCAAGCAGCUCCACACUCCAACCAACCUGCUCAUCCUCUCUCUGGCUAUGUCAGAUCUCCUGGUUGGGAUUGUUGUGAUUCCAGUGGAGGGCAUCAAAGUCAUCGAGUCAUGCUGGUAUCUUGGUGAAACAAUGUGUUCAGUUUUUCAUGGGAUUGUUUUCUCUGUCAUUUUUGCAUCUCUAUACAAUUUAGUCAUCAUAGCUGUUGACAGAUAUGUUGCUGUUUGUGAUCCUUUACUCUACAUUUCAAAAAUAACUAUUGGAAAAACAUUGGCUUCUAUAUUCCUAACCUGGAUAUUUUCUUUUAUAUAUAAUCUUGUUAUUCUAUACUGUAAUGGUCAAUGGUAUCGUUCUCAGGCACACAAGAACUGCCAUGGAGAAUGUGUGUUGAUUAUCAGUUUUACAUGGGGAAUUAUUGACCUUUUUGUCUCCUUUGUUGCACCUUGUUCUAUUAUUAUAUGCUUAUACAUGAACAUUUUCAAAGUGGCAAGAAUUCAAGUAAAAGUGAUGAAUAUCACAACUAGGAUCAAGAUGUCAGAGAGUAAGGCAACCAAAACACUGGGGGUUGUGUUAUCGGUUUUCCUCGUCGGUUGGAUCACAUAUUACAUUGGUUCACUUUCUGAGGACUACCUGGCACAUUCAGAUGUCAUCAUAGCAUUUCUCUCCUGGGUUGUAUACAUUCAUUCAUUCCUUAACCCUCUGAUCUAUGCAUUGUUUUACCCAUGGUUCAAAACAGCAGUAAGACACAUCUUAACCUUACAUAUCCUGGCACCCUCAUCCUCCUUAACAAAUCUCUUUCCAGAAAAUUGUUAGAUUGUAUUUUUUUUAAAUGAGUGGCCUUGUAGGUACACACUGUAUAACAUGUUGUGCUAUAGAAAGUGAUGUAAUAUAUAUGUUAUUGCUUAUUGCUGUAUGUUUGUAUUGAUGACUUGGGGCCCAAUUCAAUCGAUUGUUAUACAGUAAAAGAAAUCAGCACUGCAGGUUUACUAAGAAUGUUGACAUUGUAUCCUAAGGACAGCUGUUGUUCUGUGUCAUUAAAAAUGACAACAGGAACAACUCAAGUGUGUGUUGGUUUUAGCGUGGUUAACAGCUCCAAUACAACAUUCUGAAUGAAUCAACAGUGUAAUUUUCCCUCAGCAAUUUGGACAAAAAGUUUUAAUGCAAGGAUAUCAUUAUUAUGUAGAGAAAGAGAUGGCUUUAAAAUACGAGCCAUGUAAUAACAGACACACAGCACCGUGGUGCCAUUCAUUCAGUAGAGUCAGACAGAUUUCUAGACAGAGAAAAGUGUAAUCAGAAUGACAAAACGCAAAGUGAACUCUCACAGACAGAUAUGUAUUGCUUUUGUUGGUUACAUACGUGUAGAUGAUCAAAAUGAAGCUGUACUGUAUGCUAGCUAUUGAUAAUUGAGUUAGUAUAAGUGCCACUUAGCUGUUUGACUUUGAAUUUUCUUUUAUAUUGUGUUAAAUUAUAGAAACCAAACCUAAAGGUAUUUUCCCGUAAUUUACUUGACCAAACUGGAUUAAAAUAAGGGUCUUCCAAGUGGCGCAGUGGUCAAAGACUGUAUCUCAGUGCUAGGGACAUCACUACAGACAACCUGGUUCAAAUCCAGACUGUAUCACAACCGGCUGUGAUUGGGAGUACCAUAGGGCGGUGCACAAUUGGCCCAGCGUCGUCCUGGUUUGGCCGGUGUAGGCCGUCAUUAUAAAUAAGAAUUUAUUCUUAACUGACUUGCCUAAUUAAGUAAAGGUUACAUUUUUUAAAAUUCUAAUAAUCAAAAUUGUGAUGUAUGCAGGAUGUAUCAUGAUGCAUGAUGAAUUUGACAAGCUACCAAAUUACUAACAGGGAAGUAAACGUUUGAUUAUGGCCUUGCAUGGCAUACAUAUCACUGAUAGGUGCAUCCAGUCAAGUAACAUACUGCAACAGUGCCAUCCUAUGGGCAACACAAUGUACUACACUCCUAAAUAUAAAUGACAAGACAUGGACAGCAUCUUAUUUCCUGCAACUCUUACGUGUACCCAUCUCAUUGUUAUUACAUUUUUAGAGAUUGUUUUUGGUGGGUGCAAAAACAAUGGUUAUGUGAGGUUAAAUGUGUAUGUUUUGGGAU